Molecule: messenger RNA, 750 nt
Organism: Diaporthe amygdali
Lineage: Eukaryota; Fungi; Ascomycota; Sordariomycetes; Diaporthales; Diaporthaceae
Product: methylesterase 6
Exons: 2
Coding region: 1-750 (249 amino acids)
Source: RefSeq, a predicted model, not a curated record
AUGGCUCCAGAUAAGCCAGUCAUCUUGCUCGUCCAUGGCGCCUUCUACCAGCCGGUACAUUACGAAGAAGUGUUGCAAAAUCUGACAGAAAAGGGGUAUACAGUCGCGGCCCCAGCGCUGCCGACAACGGGGACAAACCCCGACCUCACAUACGCGGACGACGUCGAAGUCAUCAAUGACACCCUGCACUCUUUUCUAGACGACGGCCGAGAAGUCAUCGUGGUGGCCCACAGCUCAGGUGCUCUUCCUGCAAGUCACUGUAUUGAAGGCGAAUCAGUGGCUGAGAGGGCAGAGUGUGGGCUAAAGGGCGGCAUUCGACAUUAUAUCAACGUCUGCGGGUUGGCGUAUCCGAGACGUGAAAGGAAUUUCUUGGGGAAUGACGAUGAGUCACCGUUGCAGGAAUAUCAUCAAGUCGAAGACGGCAUAAUACACCUCCUUGACAAUGCGAAGCUGACGCUGUACAAUGACUUACCAUCAGAGCAAAUCGAGAAGAUAUGGCCUACUAUGAUAAAGACACAUAGUUUGAUGAACUGGAAUAGUUGUCCAAAAUUUAUUGACCAGGAGAUGACAGUCCCCAAGACUUAUAUCUUUUGCGAACAUGAUAUCGCACUCCCUACAGAGUACCAGGCCUACUUCGUAGGCGUGGGAGGAUACGAGGACGUCAUAAGAAUCCAAUCGGGUCAUUCACCAUUCCUGAAAAUGCCAGAGAGGAUGCUUGAGAUCAUUUCUGAAAUCGCAGAGAGAACUUGA